AGGCGGUGUUCCACAAGACCACACACUAUCAAGCUGGCGAUCAACUCAAUCCAAUCCACCGCUGAGGCAUAUGAAAUUGAAGUGGAUCUUGCAACAGAUUUCUUGCAUGGGGUUGAUCAACCGACGCCUCUAGUGAAGUUGGAGUGGGUGGAAUUGACAUCCCGCCGGGGAUCAUGUGCCAUCCAACAGCAUGCCAUAUAUCACCCCGCCUUCUACCCGCAACCCGUCCCGUCCCUGUCAAACUCGCUCUGCAGCUAACCAUGCCUCCUCCUCGUCACUAUAGCCUCUCCCCCUGCCUCUGCAUACCUCAGGGGUGACAAGCAGCCUGCUCCCGAGCUCGUCCACGUCGGCCCGAACGCAGCCAGGAGCGAAGACACUGAGCCAUCCCGAUCAUGUUGGCUUCCAGUCGGCUCCGAAUCGGGGCAACCAUACGCCCAGCGGCCGAAAACAGUCGCUCGCACUCAGCAGACAUCGGUGGGAUCGAUAUGAAAUCCAGUGCCAUCACAGAUAGCCUCGGGAACUGCUUGCGCCUGGAGUGCCAGUAUUCAUACGGAUCACUUACCUCGCUGUCAACCUCUGAAGCGCUCAGCAGCCAGCAUUCGUACUCGUCUCCCAACGAGCUGGUUGACGGCGAUGUAAAGGCUAUCCGGCGCUUAUCUUCCUUGAACCUGCUGAACUUGUUGUGGAACGUUUUUCUCCUCUUCGCAACGGGUUCACCGCUCGUAUGGGCAAUCUCAAGCUUCGAGUAGCUAUCUUCCCACACCUGCUUAACAAUCUCCUUCGCCUUUCGAACCCAUUCGGGUCGAGUAUCCCGCUCGCGCUCGAUCACCUUCCAGCCAAACGCCGGGUGGAAGGCCAGGGCGGCGUACUACAUCGGGGUAUC
Microdochium trichocladiopsis is the source of this 883-nucleotide messenger RNA. RefSeq lists its product as uncharacterized. Bases 393 to 749 code for a protein of 118 amino acids. The record is from RefSeq and is a predicted model, not a curated record. The transcript has a single exon. Lineage: Eukaryota; Fungi; Ascomycota; Sordariomycetes; Xylariales; Microdochiaceae.